Molecule: messenger RNA, 2335 nt
Organism: Pungitius pungitius (ninespine stickleback)
Lineage: Eukaryota; Metazoa; Chordata; Actinopteri; Perciformes; Gasterosteidae
Product: zinc transporter ZIP3-like
Exons: 3
Coding region: 188-1144 (318 amino acids)
Biological process (GO): zinc ion transmembrane transport
Cellular component (GO): plasma membrane
Molecular function (GO): zinc ion transmembrane transporter activity
Source: RefSeq, a predicted model, not a curated record
ACUUAAAUUCCAACCACUCAGCGCCCAGAGAACGCGUUACGUGGCUAAACGCGGAAGUACUCCAAUACACCUGCUAAAGAUGAGGGGAGGAAGACGUUUGGACAGCAGGGGAGUCCGAGCUGCAGCCAUGCAGUGAAGCAGCCGAGUGGAGGUGUUUGUCAUGAGGCUGUAGCGUUGGAGCUUAAGGAUGGAAGUCUUGGUGGCCAAGCUGCUUGGCCUGCUGGGAUUGUUUGUCCUCAUGCUGGCAGGUAUACUGGUCCCGGUGCGUCUCCUGUUGGCCGACCACGACAAGGCACACAGAUACAGGCGAUCUCUGUCUCUGUGUAACUCAUUCGGAGGAGGCGUUUUCCUGGCAACGUGCUUCAACGCUCUGCUGCCGUCCGUCAGAGACAAGGUGGCCGACUUGUUCCAGCAGCUGAAGAUCAGCAGCGACUACCCUCUGGCAGAGACGAUGAUGAUGCUUGGCUUCUUCCUCACCGUGUUCGUGGAGCAGGCCAUUCUCACCUUCCGGAGGGAGAAACCGUCGUUCAUCGACCUGGAGACGUUUAACGCAGGCGGCUCUGAGGCCGGAAGCGACUCUGAGUACGACACGCCCUUCAUCCCCUCUGCGCGGGCCUCGCCGGGAGACGAUGGCAAUCACCGCCCCCGCGGUCACAAUCACGGGCACUUCAACCCCGCCGAGCUGGCCGGGGCGGGGCCUCUGCGCCUGGCCAGCCUGGUCCUGGCUCUGUCCGCUCACUCCGUGUUUGAGGGCCUGGCGCUCGGCCUGCAGGAAGACGGGGCCAAGCUGGGCAGCCUCUUCCUGGGCGUGGCCGUGCACGAGACGCUGGCCGCCGUGGCGCUCGGAGUGAGCGUGGCCAAAGCGUCGCUCGGCAUGAAGGACGCCGCCAAGCUGGGGGUGACGGUCAGCCUAAUGAUCCCAUUGGGCAUCGUGGUGGGGUUGGGCAUUGAGUCGACGCAGACGCUGGCGGGCAGCGUGGCGUCAGUGGUGCUGCAGGGACUCGCCGCCGGCACCUUCCUGUUCGUGACCUUCUUUGAGAUUCUGUCGCGGGAGCUGGACGACAAACGGGACCGGCUGUUGAAAGUGCUCUUCCUCAUCCUCGGCUACGCGGUGCUCGCCGUUCUCGUCUUCAUCAAGUGGUGACACACAUGAAGUUCUCCGACACACGCAGCAGUACCAAAGGAAAAGUCAUAACUUCACAGGGGUGGCCUGGUCCAGCUGUGAGACAAACCAACAUGUGAACCAAUCAAACUAUUUAUUCUCCUCCGCUAAGUCUGUGAAAUCCAGAAGCAAAUGUAAAGCUGCAGAAACAUUGUCCAGUGGUUCAACUUUACACCAUGCAGCUGUGAUGCACAGCUGGACUCUUAGACACUGUGACAUCACUGCUGAGAGUAGUUACUGAUGAAAUUCGUAUCAUGAAACCUAAACCAUGGAGUGCAGAAACCUUUCUUGCAGCUUCUCAUUGUGUGUACCUCUGAGGGCCCCUCGCCCCCUCCAGCAUGCUAAAUGGGGCUAAAUAUGCUGAAAUAUUCAAUUAACAAUGUGAGACCUCGUUAACAAGGCAAAGUGUCCAGGGAAGAGAAAAACGGCUGACUUAAAACACUGUAAAGACGGCAAACUGUUGUCUGUAACAUACAACUGUCAAACAAUAUAUUAUAUAUAUAUCAAUUAUCAAUAUAUUCAAUUAUUUUUAAAAACUUUAAUUUAAUUCAUCAAUGAAUAUUUUUUACUAGUUUCCCCUCACAUGAAUAAAAUGUUGCAAAUCCCAAAAUAAGCACAACAUAUUAUCAAAAAUAAAUCCUAAAUUCAAACUCUCAUUUAAGUUAUAACGAUUUGCAUCAAACUUGAAAGUAUAUUUAAUAUAUUACCGGAUGAUUGAUUAAUUAAUAUAUGAAUCACUUCAAUGUUGCAGCGGGUAAAGCUGGAUCUAAUUUGUUUAACUUAUUAUACUGUUGUGUUGGGGAAUCUUUAGUAAUAAAACUUUUAUUUAGUUAAUUAUAUAAAUGUACCCCCUGAUGUUGUGGAGAAUAAAGUGGCAUAAAAUCUAAAUGCUCAAUUACCCGUUGCUUAGGUACAGUUCUUGUGUAAAUUAGUUACUGCCAAAAGUGUGAGCUUUUGUGACUUUAGUUAUUUAUCAAACUUCUGUCUGUAUAAUUUCAGCCAAUCACAGCCUUUCAAAGAUACUAAACCUAUAUCUAUGUACGUGUAAUCAUUAUUUCUAUGACUUUUUCACCGUAGAUUGUUAUCUUAUUGUGAUUCUGAACAGUUUUGUAUUUAUGAUGUCACAUCCCAUAGUUUUCUUUGUGUUAGUUGAAAUUAAACAGUAUUAUCAUA